Lolium perenne is the source of this 1681-nucleotide messenger RNA. RefSeq names its product small glutamine-rich tetratricopeptide repeat-containing protein 2. Lineage: Eukaryota; Viridiplantae; Streptophyta; Magnoliopsida; Poales; Poaceae. The record is from RefSeq and is a predicted model, not a curated record. Gene Ontology annotation, molecular function: protein binding.
UUGCUCGCCAGCGUCUUCGCCCUUCGCGCGUUCGCCUCUUCCUUCCGCCCCGAACCCCCGUCCUCUCCACCUACUCCAAAAACCCUACCACGUUCUCAACCACCCCCAUGGCGCCGCCACCGCCUCCGCCCCGCUUCCCCGCGUCUCCCACCUUCUCCGCCGGCGACAAGACGCGGACCAUGCUCCUCCAGGCGGCGAUCAACGGCGACAUCCGCUCCUUUACCAGGCUGGCGAGGGCGCUGGAUAAGGGCAGGGGCUGCCUCAAGGAUACCGUGGAGGGGGUGAGGAUCGAAGGCGACGCGUAUAUGAGGGGACUCGGGGCGCUGCACCUUGCCGCCGGCAACGGGAAUCUGGAGAUGUGCCGCUACCUGGUCGAGGUGUUGCGGGUCGAGGUGGACGCCCUCGACCACGGAGGUAAAACACCUCUGAUUCAGGCAAUAUACUUUGAGAGAGUGAACACUGCCAAGUAUCUUCUUGAUCAGGGUGCAAAUCAAGACAAAACCAGCUACGAUGGGUUUGCCCCCCUGCAUUGUGCUGCUGGAUUAGGAUGUUAUAAAAUCGUCAGACAAUUGCUUGAAAGAGGUGCUUACCCUGACCCUGUAAAUUGUUGUGGGACACCACUUCAUAUCGUGGCGGCCGAAUCUGAUGAUCGUUCUAUGAAGAUUUUAUUGGACCACAACGCAAAUUACAACAAGAUGGCAAAUGGUAUGACGCCUCUCUAUUUUGCUAUAAAUGCUACCUCAGUGAAAUGUGUGAAACUCCUGGUUGAGGCUGGUGCUGAUGCAAAUGGAGAUUAUUUCUUAACCGCUUUACGUGAUGCUCCUCCAAAGAGUGGCCCAAGUGAGUGCUUGAUGUGUGUACUGGGGAUUGGAGACGGCUGGUAUCCUCAUAAUGAUAGUGAGCCUGUGGAUAAAAGGAAACUAGUGGAGUUGAAGUCACGAGGGAGUAAGGCAGUUGGGAGAAGAGAUUUUCUGUCUGCUGCAGAAUCCUACAGUAUGGCAAUGGAGCUUGACCCUAACGAUGCAGCCUUGUUCUCAAAUAGGAGCCUCUGCUGGCUUCAGUUGGGUAGGCCUUUGCUCAGCUUGCUGGAUGCUCUUGAAUGUAGCAAAAGACGACCAGGCUGGCCAAAGGCCUUGUACAGGCAGAGCAAAGCUCUAAUGUCACUCAAGGAUUACAAGGGUGCGUGCAAGGCGUUUUUGGAUGCGCUGAAACUGGACACAGGGAAUGCUGAGAUCGAGGAUGGGCUGCGGAAAGCUUUGGAAUUCUUGAAGGUGUCUCAGAGUCAGAGCCCCAAGGUGAACUGAUCGAUAUAGAUAUAUCAUAUGCUAGUGUUGAUGCAGAUAGCUCGGAACACUUGCAGUUUUUAUGGGAACUUGCAUGGUUUUCAUGAGUUGAUACAUAUCCUCCUUCUGUAAGUUAACUGAUGUGUGCUAAAGCAAUCUGGAAGCACCUUCUGCGCAGUGAUGUAAUUAUCAUGGAACUGUUGGUUGCGCCUGUGUUGACAUGACUAGUUGACUCCAGAUACUUUACGGACCGAAGUGGAAGUGGUCUAUGGUGGUGUGGUCAUGCCAUGGAUAUUUUUGCGGAACCACAUGGUUUCUCUUACCACCUCCUGCCAAAAUAUGUUGCAUAUAUUUUUUGGUCUAAGUCAAAUAUGUAUGAUUUAAUUACUGGUACUUUA